CUCAGAGCCUUGUGACACCUGCAGGGCAGGUAAUGAAUGGGAUGAAGCCUGGCGAUGUGGGCAAGGGUCCACAGAGUUUCACAGAUCAUAUUCCAUCUGUGGCUGCCCUUUGAGAGAAACGGGAAGAGCUACCCAAAGGCCUCACCCUCAUACCUGCCCUCCUCUACGCCACCACACCCAAAGACCCCGCUGCUCUCCACCCCGCAUCGUCCCAGAUAAACUAACACACGGGGCCAAGCAGGUGGCGGAGUCUAGCCCCGCGCUCACGGUUCCGUCCCCUCCCCUCGCCUCUCCGCUACUCCCAAAACACUUCCUCUCCCUCUUCCGGAAGCUCGGAGGCCCCACCCACUACCGCAACGCCUGGCCUUAGCCAAUGGCCUGCUUCCCAAGGAACGUUACCUCUGACCUCGGGGCUCAUCAGACAGUGGGACAAACUCCUCGCGAGAGGUGAGGUUGAAGCUGCCUCCGCCAUCUUGGAGAUGGGAGACGGGCGAUGGCUGUGGUCCUUCUGCUAAUGCAAACAACAAAACGGGCACAGUAGUCAAUGCGGGGGAGCUUAUCAUCACAGAAACUGUUGACCAAAGCUACAGAAGGAGUGAGGGUGUCAAAGCGCAGCGCAGCGGCAUCGAUAGCCGCUUCUCCUGCUUGCGGGAGCGGCAGAAGUGAAGUGAGUGGAGGCCGGAAGGAUGGUGCAGUCCUGUUCCGCCUACGGCUGCAAGAACCGGUACGAUAAGGAUAAGCCCGUUUCUUUCCACAACCUUGGCGUGCCUGGGAGGCCAGCUUCACAGCAGCUCAGGCUUUCGGGGAGGACGUGUGCACUCAGUGCCUAGGGGCCCACCUCGGGGCACCUCUGGCUGUUGGAGGGAGCCUCUGGGACGGCCAGGACCUCAGUUGGCGCGCAGCGAUGGGGUCCCAGGUCCGCACAGCUGGCUCGCCCCCGAGGAAGCCCACAGGUCCCGGGGCCGUGAUGGCUUUGGCGGCUAGAGAGGCCUGUGGGAGAAACGACCUCGUGAUCAUCGGAUGUCUGCAAAGUGGGACUCGAUGGCAUUUUCAUUCCGCCAAAUAAAGUGUUUACAGACUUUACGUUAUUAUAAAUAUGAUUAUUUACAUUAUUAUUACCAAACCGAUGGCAAAUUAUAGCAAUUAUACGUUCCCUCUUACUCGACCCAGUCUUUGCAAAAAAUGGGAGGCAGCUGUCCGAAGGAAAAACUUUAAACCCACCAAAUAUAGCAGUAUUUGUUCGGAGCACUUUACUCCGGACUGCUUUAAGAGGGAGUGCAACAACAAGUUGCUGAAAGAGAAUGCUGUACCCACAAUAUUUCUCUGUACUGAGCCACAUGACAAGAAGGAAGAUCUUCUGGAGCCACAAGAACAGCUUCCCCCACCUCCUUUAACACCUCCCAUUUCCCAGGUUGAUGCUGCUAUUGGAUUACUAAUGCCUCCUCUUCAGACCCCUGAUAAUCUCUCAGUUUUCUGUGACCACAACUAUACUGUGGAGGAUACAAUGCACCAGAGAAAAAGGAUUCAUCAGCUAGAACAACAAGUUGAAAAACUCCGAAAGAAGCUCAAGACUGCACAGCAGAGAUGCAGAAGACAAGAACGACAGCUUGAAAAAUUAAAGGAGGUUGUUCACUUCCAGAAAGAGAAGGACGACAUAUCAGAAAGAGGUUAUGUGAUUUUGCCGAAUGACUAUUUUGAAAUAGUUGAAGUGCCAGCAUAAAAAAAAAAAGAUAUUUGUAUUGGCUUUUAAUGGGGCAACACCACACAUCCUCUUCUAGCCUAUAAAGGAGUUUCAUUUGAAAAAAUAACACUUGAUUACUUGUAUAAAAACAAUUCAGAAUAUUUUUUUAAAUAAAUUAGAUAUAUACUGUAAAAUUGUAAAAUUUUUGUUUCUAAUUUCAGGGUUUUUACAUUUUAACAAAAUAUCUUAAAAGUUAAAGACUAACCUCAGAACUCCAAUAUAAGUUGGUUUCAAAUUGAGGAGUUUUGUUUUUUGGGUAUUUAUAGAAAUGUAAAAAUGAGAAAUAAAGUGAAUGUGAACAGUAUAACAAGGACAAUUUAAGUUUAAAAUUUAAAAUUAAUGCAGGUUAUUAAAGGAAUUUAGUUACAUUGUAAGUCAGAAGUAUAGGUCAGAUCACGAGAUGUAACUUCUCAGAAAAUAUAUAUAUUCUUAUUCACAUAUUCUUAUUUGUAAAGUCAGAAGAUUUAUCUUUCUUAAUCACUUAUCAAAAAUAAGUUGACAAGUCAAAACUUCAAAAAAUAAAUUGGUUAUCUUCAGAGCAGAAAAUGAAGAGUCAUUCUAUACCUAGUCAAUGUAGGUAAAUAAGGAUGAAUCAUUCUUUAAAAGUGGGUCUGCCUUUUUUCCCCACUAACAUUAUUAAACCAGAAGUGUAUUUCCAGUGGAAGAGACAUUCUUCAAUAAAGUAGGCAUUGUUAUUAAACAAGUAAUAAAAAUGGGGGCCUGAUCCAUAGUAUGCCUUUUUCUUUCAUUACCCCCAAGCUUAAGGAGCAUCUAGUUCCCAACUGUUGUUAUAUCUGUAUACAAAUCUCUAACAAAUGUGUUGUGUCAGUAGAGUUUGAUUUCUACUGUAAUAUGACCAAUUGAUUUUGGUCACAUCUUCACAUAAAAAAGGAUUUCUUCACUUUUAACACAAGUUAGAAAUUAUAUCCCAUUUAUUUAACCGAGUGAUUUGUAUUCCAAAGCAACCUAAUAUGUAGUGUUUGUUAUUGAACGUUGAGAUUUAAACACUGAAGUUUCUGUUCAAACUAUGAGUUGUGUUCUGACGUGAGAAGUUUUAGUUAUAUAUUUGAAAUGAAAAUAUGUUCUGAGUAAACAAAUACUGCCUUAGGAAUUAUCUACUUAGAUUUAGAAUAAUUAUUCCUAUUAUAAUUAUUUUACAUUUCAGAAUACACUGAGGUAGUUGAAGAACAGGUCUUCUAAGGCAGUAUUAAAAAUAUGAAACAAUGACAUUCAAAAGUGUCUUUUGUACAUGUGGUUUUCAGUGUAAUUUACUGCUAUGCUGCCAGUGGAUGAUACCUUGAUUUUUUAUGAACCAGUAUUUCAAAAAUAGAAAAUUAUAAUGAGAAGAUUACUUGAAGUUAUGUGGUCUAAUGCAUACAGAACUAACUCUAAUGAAUCAGAGGAUGUUUUCUAGUUAUUCAUGGAUCUCAUCACUGUUUUGGAAACCCAUGAAGUAGUGUGUGUAUGUGUCCCCAAAACUAAGAAUCCAACAUUGAAUUGUGAAAGUGGCAAUCCCAAUUACUUAGCAUCGUAACAUUAUGAUUUAACCUGGAGUUUCUUUUCCUAACAAACAUAAAUCCCUAUUUGGAAAGAACUGAGCAAGCAGCAUGUAUACCAGCUGUUUGCAUUUAAAUAAAUUGUCAUAGUUUAACAUAGGGAGUUUGAGGUACAGGUGGUUAUUUCUGAAUAUGAGCUGUAACAUUUGGUGAAUGUUUUAAAAUUUUAUUUUGUCUACUGUAUUGUUUAUUUCAUUGCCACAUAAAGGAAAUAGGUUCUGUUCAAGCAUGUUGAAAUUCAGUCUGGAACAAAUGUGAUGGGGAGAUUUAUGUGAACUGCAGCAUAUUCUGAAAGAUUACAUUUAUUUUAAGCACAUACAGUAACAUACUAAAAUUUCCAUCUAUGUGUGAUGAUGUAAUCUGGCAAUACUGAUAAGUAACUUUCUUAAUAGAACUGUUAGGAAAGCAUAUAAAAUCAUAGAAUUUUAGAACUAGAAGGGACUUACAAAUGAUUGAACACUAGCAUAACUUCCAAACCCUGCAGAAAUAUGUUUGUAAAAUAUCCAUAACAAGUCGUUUACCGUUUACAUUUAAGCAGUUAUUCUUCUGAGAUUCUUUAAAAUGGGUUUCUGGUUUAGGAUAGAAUUAGUUGCCAUUCUUUUUAUACUUGGUUAUAGUGGAAAUAUAAUCUUCACUUUGGACUGCUUCAUAGUUUGAACCAUCAAAUUCCGAGUUAAAGACGUUUUAAAAUUUUGUAAAAUAAUUUAAAUGUUUAGUAAUUGUAUACCUGUUAUGUGAACUAAAAAUAAUUCUGUUAUUGCAGUAAACAGUGUAAAAUUAUUAGCAAAACUUUUUACUUGGAAGUCCAAGCACAUGAAAUCUUUCUUUUCUAACUAUAAUUUGUGUAAUCCCUUUCUUAGAAGUGUGACAGUAAUGAUGAAGGCAAAUGAAAGUUUCACUUGAUAUGGAUUUUUUUUGGUUCAAUUAAUAUUCUCUGAUCAUCUUUAGUUAUUAAAAAAAUAUACAUACAUAUCCAACACUUAUGGCUUUUAUAAAGUCAGUAGUAAGCAACAUAAAAUAAUAAAAGUGCAUAUGAUCUGUAAAAUGAAAACUCCUGUUUAAUGUUCCAGAAUUUUUUAAAGGCAGCCAUCCAUAAAUAGCAUUUAAAGGAAAAAAGAGCAGAUUUACAAAUCUGCUUGAUUAUUACUCUUCCUGAUAUUGGCAACCAUGUGAAUCAGAUGACCAGUGAGUAAACAGCAUUGCUUUUAUGAUGGUAACUGGUGUUUCUGAGCAUUAUGAUUUUAUAUAUUGUAUACUAAAAUACAAUCCUUGAUGUGAAAAAAAAUAUUAAAGGCAAACAGUGUUUUACAAACAAGCAAAAAAGCAGUUAUAAUUAUUGUACUUAAAAUAAUGGAAAAGUUUGCUCUUAAAAUUUCAUGUCUUGAUAUCUUUUUUACCUUGGAUGUUGUUUUAUUCUAUUGAGAAUUUUUUCUGAAUGAUAAAAUAUUUUUUAAACUCAAAUCUAUUAAGAAUUUAUAUUCUUUUCUAAAUUCAUAGUAUUUGGGGUUUUGAGAUGAUCAAAUUCUCAUUUUUAAAAUAUCCUAAGGGAUAUGAAUAAAUGUCCUUUCUUUUAAACUAUUUUUGGUGAGACAAACUAUAUGAUAGUAACAAUAGACAAAUGGCUUCUGGAAUGGCUGCAUGUUCACCCUAAUUACCAUGAUUGGUUAAAAAAAAAUUUUUUUUAAA
Molecule: messenger RNA, 4983 nt
Organism: Canis lupus familiaris (dog)
Lineage: Eukaryota; Metazoa; Chordata; Mammalia; Carnivora; Canidae
Gene: THAP1
Product: THAP domain containing 1
Exons: 4
Coding region: 1097-1720 (207 amino acids)
Molecular function (GO): sequence-specific DNA binding
Source: RefSeq, a predicted model, not a curated record